Molecule: messenger RNA, 768 nt
Organism: Brugia pahangi
Lineage: Eukaryota; Metazoa; Nematoda; Chromadorea; Rhabditida; Onchocercidae
Source: the annotation of a GenBank genome assembly
AUGUUAACUCUUGGAGAUGUGACAGAAUUAGGUGGAUGGGAUUUGGUGAUUUUCGUGUUUGUUAUUUAUGUGAUUUAUGUGGUAUUCUUAAAGAAGCCAACAAAAGAGAAACAUUCGGAUGUGGAAGAGACAUUAAAUUCUCUUCCACCAAUGCAAAAGAGAGAUUUUACGGUGGAAGAAUUGUUACACUUUGAUGGCAUACAAAAUGAACGUAUUCUUAUGGCUGUUUGUGGAAAGGUAUUUGACGUAACGAAAGGGAGUAUAUUUUAUGGUCCUGAAGGUGCAUAUGGUAAAUUGGCAGGUCAUGAUGCUACACGAGCUUUGGCAAAAAUGGACUUGACAUUGGUCAAAGAUAUUCCAGAUGACUUAAGUGAUAUUUCAGAUUUGGAUCUUAAUACAGCUAGAGAAUGGAUGGAAUCGUUUACCUACAAAUACCCUGUUGUGGGAAAAUUGUUAGCCGAAGGCGAAGAGCCAACCGAUUACAAGGACGAAUUGGCAUCAUUGAAAAAUAUGGCAUUUAUGUAUCCUAUGCAUUUCCCAACGGUACCAUUGCGAUGGGAUGAACCAGCAUGGGCAAUUCCUUGUACAGAUGCAAUUGAUGAAAUUUUACUUUCGAGACUAGAAUCACGUAUCAGUGCGCAGUCUGUAUUUGCUCAAAUGCGUUCGGUACCAAAUGUUAUUUCUGGAAGCACUUUAUUGCAAGAAAUUGAUGAUCUGGAAGAUGAUGACGAAGAAGUAGCUGAUGAAGACGAUGAACAAAAUCAGUGA